Molecule: messenger RNA, 1336 nt
Organism: Quercus lobata
Lineage: Eukaryota; Viridiplantae; Streptophyta; Magnoliopsida; Fagales; Fagaceae
Product: Dof-type zinc finger DNA-binding family protein
Exons: 2
Coding region: 243-1133 (296 amino acids)
Biological process (GO): regulation of DNA-templated transcription
Molecular function (GO): DNA-binding transcription factor activity; DNA binding
Source: RefSeq, a predicted model, not a curated record
UCAAAUAAUUAGAAUAUAAUAGUAUUUUAUCCUCUCUCUCUCUCACAUUCUCAUGUACAGUACAAACAGCACAUAAAGCAAGUAAGAGACAAGGGUGAUACAUACAUAAGACGUCCACCCAAACCGUCUUAAACAUUCCUUUUCCUGCUCUUAUAACCAGUUUCAAGGAAAGGAGCUCAUUUUUACUCUCUUUGAACACAUCAUUUCCUUAUUUCCCUUAUCUUCUUUCAGUUGCAACAUCCAUGGACACUGCUCAAUGGCCACAGGAGAUUGUGGUGAAACCAAUAGAAGAGAUAGUCUCCAACACAUGUCCAAAGCCUGCAAGUUUAGAAAGGAAAGCAAGGCCUCAGAAAGAACAAGCCCUAAACUGUCCAAGGUGCAAUUCAACUAACACCAAGUUCUGCUACUACAACAACUACAGCCUCACACAGCCUAGAUACUUUUGCAAGACUUGUAGAAGGUAUUGGACUGAAGGUGGUUCUCUGAGAAACAUUCCUGUUGGUGGGGGUUCAAGAAAGAACAAGAGGUCAGCCUCUUCUUCUUCUAAUUCUUCCUCCUCUAAUACUUCAUCAAAAAAUAAGCUUCCUGAUUUGGUCACACCCCAAAGCCUGUCACAAUCUUCCACUCAAAACCCUAAGAUCCAUGAAGGUCAUGAUCUAAACUUGGGUUUCCCAACCACACAAGAUUUCAGAACUAUCACAGAAUUGGUUCAAGUACCUAACAUUAAUAAUGAUAACAGCAACAAGAACCAAAUUUCUGGUACUUCUCCUACUACUACCAAUACCACUACUGCAUCUCAUCAACUUUCUGCUUUGGAGCUUCUUACUGGAAUUACUUCAAGGGGUUUCAAUUCCUUCAUGCCCAUGCCAGUUCAGGAUCCAAACUCAGUUUAUACAUCUGGGUUUCCUCUAGUACAUGAUUUCAAGCCAACUCUGAAUUUCUCUCUGGAUGGGCUUGGAGUUGGAAGUGGGUAUGGGAGUUUCCAAGGUGUUCAAGAGAACAGUGGCAGACUUUUGUUUCCAUUUGAAGAUUUGAAACAAGUCUCAAGCACCACAAAUGGUAUUGAACAAAACAAAGAGCAAGGAGAUUCAGCUGGGUAUUGGACUGGGAUGCUAGGUGGUGGAUCAUGGUAAAGAAAGAUAAAAGAUAGCCUGGGUUAUUUUUGGUUUUUCAUUUUUUUUUUCUUCUUCUUUUAAUUAUGGGUCUUAAUUAACCUUCUAUUAAUCGGUGGGUUACUUGUCUGGAUUUUUCAUAGCUAACAGAUAGGAUACAUGGGUUUUUUUUUCUCCUUUUGUUAAUUUCUCUAUUUACUAUUAAUAAUUAAUCUUAUUUACUC